This is a messenger RNA of Xyrauchen texanus (razorback sucker), 4929 nucleotides long. RefSeq names its product small nuclear RNA activating complex, polypeptide 2 (gene snapc2). Gene Ontology annotation, cellular component: nuclear body. Gene Ontology annotation, biological process: snRNA transcription. The transcript has 5 exons. Bases 116 to 1504 code for a protein of 462 amino acids. Gene Ontology annotation, molecular function: RNA polymerase II general transcription initiation factor activity. NCBI's taxonomy places the organism in Eukaryota, Metazoa, Chordata, Actinopteri, Cypriniformes, Catostomidae. The record is from RefSeq and is a predicted model, not a curated record.
CGAGAAGAAGAAGAAGAACGUUCAAGCGACGUCGCCGAACAUGUGGGCAUGUUAAAAAGCUCGUAAUUAAGUACAUGGGGCAUGACUUCUAAAAAAAAAUAUCUAACCAGCAACAAUGAAACCUCCAUCUCGUCGCCGUAUUGAACCAUCACGCUUUCAACUAAAGGCUACUGAACCAAAACAGACUGUGAGCGUCAGAUCUUUCUGCAAAGGAUGGAAUCGCAAAGAUCAACAGAUCUUUUUGCAUGGUUUGAAGCAGCAGCUGAAUUUUGAAUCUGAACUAGAUUUGACUGAGCUUCAAAAAAGAGUGCCCCAACAUUCUCUCCAAGAGAUUGAGGACUUGAUAAAAUCAUUGAAGUCCCGCGUGGUGCAGAGGGUGUAUCUGCAGGUCCAGAAUCAGAGGAGAGAGGAGCGCAGGGCUAAAGUUCCAAUUGAAUCCUGGGCAGAGCUGGUACAGAACAUCUCAGGAUCCCAUGAAAAGACAAUUACGUCUGCCUUUUCCCAGAUGCUAGAAAUUGCUGCCACAGAGCCCUGCAGCCUGAUGCACUCGGAUCCUCCACACUCUAUCACUAUCCAAACAGCUGCUUACGCCAGUGUUCACCCUGUUCUCAUCAGGCCAAAGCCUAAUGCACAACCUUGGUCUUCCCUCCUUUCUACCAGUCCUGAAGUCACAGUCUUGCCUAGUCAGAACCCUAAAACUUCCUCACAGCCUUCCGGUUCAGGAAUAAGCCCAAAUAUCAGUUCUUCAACCAUAUUAGACUCUUCUGACACUAGUUUCAAUGCUGUUGAUCAUACUAUCAAAUUCCAGCUUGAUAAUGCAUCAAGCAGUUCACUUUUAGAGGCUAACGCAUCUAAAACACCCAUACCAAAAUCCUCACAUUUGACAAAAAGCCCAAGUCAGCUGGAGUCUGAGCAAAAGCUAACAGAAUUCAGUCUGGUUUCCACUGGUCCAGUAUCACCAUCGGCCUCCUUACCAUCAAAAACGCACAGUCCAGCUCAGUUGGAACUGUCAGAUCAAGAUUGUCUACACAGACCCAGAGUGCUGAAGUGUAUUGUCAAUUUUGACAAGAUUUAUCGAUUUAUAAAUGACAUUGAUUAUAAAACAUGCAAUUCAGCCCUUACUUCAAUGGAGAGUGCUGUGCUUUUGGAUAUGCUGAUGUGUUUGCCUGAGGAGCUCCCUUUAUUGGACUGCAAGGAACUUCAACAUCACCUGCUUCAGUUACACGCACAACUCUCCAAACCUGUGAUAAUGCCACCAUCCUCUUCCAGCAUUAACAGGACAUGCUUCUCUCAUGCUAAUAUAGUAGAUUCUACUGCAUUAACAAAACAACAUAGGACGGCUACUGGAGCCUGUUGUCCCUCUGAAGAUCAAACCAGUCAGUCAUCGGUCACGGAAAAAGCAAUAGACAAAGAAGACUGGGCUUCUGCUGGCAUCUGUCCUCUAAAUCCUUUGUUGGUUCCAGUCACAUUGCUGAAAAGACAGUCCCUGGAGUUUAAGAAAUGAUGUGCUUAGCCAGGCUCAUUCAGUUUUGAACCAUUGAGCCUAUCAAUGUUCUUUGUGCCUUGUAUGUUUUGCUUUGAUGUUCAAUACAUGGGCAACUGUUCUCUUUGUGUUGUUCUGGAUGUGUGUGCAUAAAAGAUGCAUGUUUCACUGCAACUGAAAUGACAUUCAAGAAUGUUCCAUUAAAGUUAUUUUAUUAUUACAGUGCAUUACAUUGGACAAAGACAAAAUAGUAAAGUGAAGUUUAACAUUAAAUAACUUUAAAAUAAAAACAUUAAAUAUUAGACUAAUGAUAGAAUAUUAAAUAGCAUGUUUAUAGUACUAGUGAGAAAAAUAUGUACAUUUUUCAAAGAGUAUACACGUUUAAACAGGUAUAAAUAAACCUACUUAUUAAAUUUGUAUAUUUCUAUUAUUAUUAGCUCUGAUAAAUUUGAGGGGAUUAUAGUUAUUUGUUCAUCAGUAGAGAAGGCUUGUUCUUCGUGGUUCUAUCAGCUGUCUGUUUGUAUUUGUAUUGUGUUCAAACAUUAGAGUGGUGUGUAACUAGAUCUCUGUAUAAUCUCCAAGCUGGGGCUGUCUAGUCUGUGGAGAGAGGAAAAAAUACACUGAAAAUUUCUCAAGAGUGCAUAUAGAUCAUUACAGUCAGUUAAGAAACUGGUUUACUAGUUGAUAUUAUUUCUCGCAGAACAAUUUUAAACUGCUUUUACUACAUUGUCUCUUCACACCUACCUGUGCAUGUAAGUGUCUGUCUGUGUUGUCAAUGUUGAGUUCUUGUUGGAUAAGCAAAGUCGGUGCCCCACUUGUCAUACUUCCAUUCAUCCCAUCAUGUGAACUGUAGUCAAAAUAUAUUGUAUCUGGCCUUGUUUCAACUUGUAUUGUCUGAGCACUGUAGUGAGGUGACAUCAGGUCUGAAUUUGAAGAGCUAGCAGCAGUGUCACCAUUUAAAUCCAAACCAAACAGGCCACCGCCUUCAGAGCUGUUAUUAUCCCCUGCUAAUGAGAAUAAAACAACAUCAUGGAGAAAUAAUGCAUAUCCACAAAAAUACAUAAAAAGGUUGUGAAUUUUGGACACAGUGCCGCAAAAUGAGGAAAAACAAUAAAAAUAUCUGCACAAUCAAGCAUUGCGUUAGUUCAGACAGACCAUGACAGUCAGCUUGAAACGGCAUGCCCAUUAUUAUGAUGUGUACCAAUCAAGUUUAGAGAACUGACAUAGUGUUCUUUAAAUUCACAGCUGCCUCAUUGCAUACGGCAUGUUGCAUUUACACACCCACCUUCAUCCCCAGCCCCUCCUUGGCAUGAACCCUGUGGUCUCCUUUUUUCCUCAUUGUCAGCCAUUCUAGAUGAGCAUAUCUAUCUUGCCUUAUCUAUUCUAUAAUUGUAUCAAAAAGUAAAGACGAAUCUGGACCUGACUGAACUGAUAUUAAAACCCCAAAAUUGUAUUGAACUACAGCAAAAGCUUAUUCCUUUUAGCCUAAUAAGAUUUUGGGGAGUUAAUAUCAAUGUGUGGAUAUUUACUGUUAUUUCCUCUAAUACAGUGUCAUUCAUGUCUGAAAUUGUACACAUGUUGCAGAACCAAUCCAGUUUUAUAACUACAGACACCCACGGUACAUGUGGCUAGCAGUGCACAGUAAUGCACAUGCUCUGUGCUUGUCGAUUUCAAAUAAGAUGGAGAAAGAGUGGGCUGCCACUUAAACAGUAGGCAUGGCAACUUUUUAGGAAAAUGUUCCUAUUGCCAAAAUUUGCCUUCAGGGCAGCAGGCCUUUUUUCUGCAAGUUGCUGUGCGUAUUCCACUGUUUUACUACCUUCUCACAUGUUUUGUGAUAAAUCUCUCUCAGGGGCACGGCACAUCCGUGUUCCAUAGUGUGCAAAAAAAACAGCGGCAAAACACAUAAAAGCAUUCAUACUUCGUAUCGUUAUUGAACGUGAUCAAAAUAAGUUUAUUACAUCUUUAAAAUUUACCUUGUAAAUGGACAGAGGAAGCACACAAACCCUCUCGUGAGGGCCACUCAAAUUCUUCAUCCAGCCACUGAUUUAAUUGCUCAGCUUUACUAUCUUUCAUCCUAGAGAAAAUACAAAGAGAAAGGUACACUUGAAUUUGAUUGGUGUCACAGAGCCAUAUUUUAAGAAACCAGUAUUUUGUUUCUGAUGAAUUGCAUCACAUUAAAAAGCAAGCCCUAUGUAAAUGUUACAGACAGUGAAGAGAACAAUAACAUGUUUGUUGAAGGUUUGUUCCUACCUUCGUGCCUUUCGACUUUGCCAGAUAACAUAUAGUCCAAAUAGCACAAUUAAGCACACUACGCAUACUACCGCAGUUCCCACACCAGCAUAAACGUCUCUUUUCCUGAUUCGUCCUUUGCAUUCUGACAUACUAUACCAGUAUGCAUCAUCACAACUGCAAUAUUCAACAAAAAUACAGGCUAGUGAUCACAAUGAUAAAUUUUAAAGCAAACAUGAAGCAUUUUGAUACUUUUAAGCAUUAAUUUAUUUCAGCCUAAAAUUGUCUUAUGUUGUCAUUGUGUAUGUGUCUCACAUGCAAACUGGACCAUUUUCUUCUUCUAGUUGGCAUUUUCCUGUGUUACAGCUCUUUGACCUUGGAUGGUUGACAUCACAAACUGACCAGCACAUAAUCUGUCCUCCUUGCAUAAAUGGUGUGUAAUAAAUACUGAAAUUAUUGACUCCAGUACAUGCCGCUGUUAUGAAAAAUAAAUACAUACAAAAUAAAAAAGGAGAAAAACAUUAAAAGGAGAGAAAAGGUUAAGAUAAAUCCAGACAAUUUUAUGUAAUGUACCUACAACAUAGCAUUUCUAUCCAAGGUUUGAAUGUAUGUACUCACAGCUUAGAUCAAUUUCAGGUGGGAAAUACUCUGGGUCACCUAUGAUUGGAAUCUGAGGACAGCCAUCAGCUCCUAUGAAUGAAGGAACAGCAGAAUGUUACAUGUUGCACCAAUUAGCAGAGGCCCAUUAAAAAACAGAUUUUUGUUAGUUUGUUUUUGCUAAAUAUCUAACAAAACAUUUUAUAUCAAUUACAUAUCUAUUAAUAAUACUGUAUAAAUUUAUAAUAUUUGUUUACCUGUUGUACAGUUCUUGAGUUUAUUAAGAGCUUCUUUUAUUUCGUUGAAGCUCUCAGUAACCAUCAUUGUGAGAUUUUUGUCAUUCCUUAUGGUCACAAAAAUUUUAUGCUCCACUAUAACACUGCCUGGUCUGUGAUGAACAAGUAAAUAUAUUAUUUUCAUGAAACUGAUAUUUCAAAUGUUUUAUACAAUUUUAUUCUAACCAAGAACAUUUGUGAAUGAUCCUGAGCUUGUAUUGUUUGGAAUGUUAUUGAAACAGGCACAAGAAGCCAUAUGACCAGAUCAUAAUUUGUGUUGCUUACAUCCAUGUCUCUGCACUGACAUGCUAAUGUAAUUAAAAUGUUAAAGUAACACAAAGUAAG